Molecule: messenger RNA, 1505 nt
Organism: Zingiber officinale
Lineage: Eukaryota; Viridiplantae; Streptophyta; Magnoliopsida; Zingiberales; Zingiberaceae
Product: GDSL esterase/lipase ACHE-like
Exons: 5
Coding region: 196-1353 (385 amino acids)
Molecular function (GO): hydrolase activity, acting on ester bonds
Source: RefSeq, a predicted model, not a curated record
AAGAGUUUACUGAUGAAUAUAUAUAUGAAUACCAUUCCAUGCCUCUAAUUGCUCCCCAAUUAGAUUCUGUCCCCAAAUUCUAUAAAUAUAAUAUACUACUAAUUCUUACUUGCACGCUUUGCCUCACUCGCUACUCUUCCCUGUUCCGGCAAGGCUCUUGUCCUCUUCUUUUUGCUCUCUUCUUCUCCAAUCUCCAUGGCUGCUCCCUCCCUUCUUCCGCUACUUCUCGCCCUCACCUCACUCUUACUACCCGCCAUCUCCGCCUCUUCCUCCUCCUCCUACUUUCCCUGCUCAUUCCCUGCCAUCUUCAACUUCGGCGACUCUAACUCCGACACCGGUGGCUUGUCGGCUGCCUUCUCCACCGUCUCUGAGCCUAACGGGGAGACCUUCUUCGGCACUCCAUCUGGGAGACCCUGCGAUGGCCGCCUUGUCAUCGACUUCAUCGCUGAGACACUUGGACUUCCUUUUAUCGGCGCGUAUCUUGAUUCGAUGGGGACAAAUUUCUCCCAUGGUGCCAAUUUUGCCACAGCAGGAUCGACAAUCCUAAGACAGAACACGACUUUCUUCCAAACUGGCUACAGCCCCUUCUCUUUGGAUGUGCAGGUCCGCCAGUUUGAACAGUUCAAAACUAGAUCCCAACUAGCUUACUCUAAAGGAGCCGCCUACAAAGAUUUGUUACCUCCGGAAGAAUACUUCGCCAAGGCCUUGUAUACAUUCGACAUCGGCCAAAAUGACCUCACUUCCGGCUAUGUCAGCAACAUGACAACAGAGCAAGUUAAAGGAACCAUCCCUAUUAUCCUGGACAAAUUUACCGAUGCUAUCGAGAGUGUUUAUGGACUGGGUGGGAGAUACUUUUGGAUCCAUAAUACAGGACCAGUUGGCUGCCUGCCUUACAUUCUAGCUCGAUACCCUCUUAGAGAACCCGAGGUCGACCCUAUUGGUUGCGGAGCUCCAUUCAAUGAAGUGGCUCAACUGUUCAAUGCCAAGCUUAAGGAAACUAUAGUGCAACUCAGAAAGACAUUUCCUUGUGCUGUGUUCACCUAUGUCGAUGUCUACACCGUCAAGUACUGGCUCAUAAGCCAUGCGGAAAGGCUCGGGUUUGAACAACCUUUUGUGGCUUGCUGCGGGCACGGAGGGAAGUACAAUUUUGACGCACGGUACGGUUGCGGAGCUACAGAGACGAUCAACAACACCAAGAUUAUCAUCUCAAACACAUGCACGGAUCCUUCGAAGAGGAUAUGUUGGGAUGGAUAUCACUACACUGAGGCCGCUAAUAAAUGGGUGUUUGAUCGCAUUGUGAACGGUGCCUUUUCAGACCCACCAAUCCCAGUAGCCAUGACUUGCAGAAGGUGAGAAGCUCAUCCAUGAAGGCAUUAUUCAAUAAGAUCAUAUUGUGUUGUCAAAGAUAAAUGAAUCAACAAUUUAGAUUAUUUUUUUUUUAAAGCAUAGAGUCCAAUGACGUAAAAAUCUAUAUUGUUAAUGGGAUAAAAUUAUUAUUAUUAUUA